AUGAAGACCGGGUGUAUGAUAAGAGGCCGGCGGAUAUUGUUGGUGCCCUAUGAAAAGGAGCUUGUGAAGAAAUAUCACAACUGGAUGGAGAAUGAAGAAUUGAGAGAACAAACCGCUUCAACUCGUUUGACGCUUGACGAAGAGUACGCGAUGCAAGAGGAGUGGAUGAGGGACGAAAAUAAGGCCACUUUCAUCAUCCUCGAAUCGGGCGAUGUGCAAAAAACUUUUGAGGAUGCAAUGAUCGGCGACAUCAAUUUGUUCAUCGACGAGGAAAACCGGUGUCGCGCCGAGCUGUCAGUGAUGAUUGCCGAGCCAACGGCACGUCGGAAGGGAUACGCAAGUGAAGCCGUCAGACUGAUGAUCGCCUUCGGGGCACGCCGACUUAAUUUAACUGAAGUUUUCGUCAAAAUCGGCGAUGAGAACAAGGAUUCGAUCGCGAUGUUCAAGAGGCUUGGCUUCGAAGUCGUGCAGCAUUCUGACGUGUUUCAAGAAACCGAACUGGCCGCUCCUGAAAGUAUAGUGAAGGAUUUCGGUGAAUUUUUUGAUGCUAAUGCUACCGUGUCGGACGUA
This is a messenger RNA of Mesorhabditis spiculigera, 570 nucleotides long. NCBI's taxonomy places the organism in Eukaryota, Metazoa, Nematoda, Chromadorea, Rhabditida, Rhabditidae. The record is from the annotation of a GenBank genome assembly.